AUGGAGAGCUUCAUGGAGUCCCUCAACAGGCUGAAGGAAGUCCACGAGAAGGAGGUCCUGGGCCUGCAGAACAAGCUUCUGGAACUGAACUCAGAGAGAUGCCGGGAUGCUCAGAGGAUCGAGGAGCUCUUCGCCAAGAACCACCAGCUCAGGGAGCAGCAGAAAGCGCUGAAGGAGAACCUGCGGGUGCUGGAGAACAGGCUGCGGGCUGGCCUGUGCGACCGUUGCAUGGUCACCCAGGAGCUGGCCAGGAAGAAGCAGCAGGAGUUUGAGAGCUCCCACCUGCAGAGUCUGCAGCACAUCUUCACGCUCACCAACAAGAUGAGCGGGCUAAAAGCAGAGAACAAGGCCUUGAGAGAGGAGGUGAAGAGGCUUCAGGGCCUGGAAGACAGGCCCAAGCUCCUGGCCGGGGAGGGCACCUCGGACCCCACCUCACCCCUGCUGCGCCCCUCUCUCAGCAGCUGCAAGGCCAUCACUGAAAAACCACAAGGGGUCCACGAGGAGGCUGAGGAAGGCCACCCAGGCACAGGUCCACGAGGAGAAGAAAAGCCAGUGGGCUACCAGACCUCUCCAGUGGCCAAGAUCUCCCCAGGUGCCAACCUGCCUGAGCCACGGACCCCAGACAUGAGCCCCCAGCGCAUCUCCAACCAGCUGCACGGGACCAUCGCCGUGGUGCGGCCUGGGUCCCGGGCCUGCCCAGCUGACCGCAGCUCUACCAAUGGGACGCCCCCACCACCACCCACCAGAAGCAGCCCACCCAGCCCAAUGUACGAACACAGCCUCCCCCUGGACAGCUUCCUGUGGGCCUCCCGUCCCUCCGCCACUACCUGCGAGUCCCUAAAGCACUCCCUCCAGGUUGACCGCCUCUGCCUCCUGAACCGCCACCUGCAUCUGCACCUUCAGAGCCCCCGCAGCAGCCCCCUGGCCCCUGCUGCAGCCACCCACAGCCCCCAGCCCCAGGGCCUGAAGGCUGGGGAGGCAGAGGCCUGGGAGGAGCCUGCAGGCCUGCUGGGCCUGCCUAGUCCCCUGGGGAGCAUGCAGGACCCGCAGCUGGAGGGCGCACUGCGGCUGCUUCUUGUGCAGCAGCAGCUGCGGGCACGGGCACUGGCAGGCAAUGCCAGGCUGAGAGGCCCACUCACACCGGGGGAGAUGCCACUCUCCCCAUCAGUCGGCUCGGACUCUGAGGACCCCGAGAACAAUGUGACUGGGGCAGCUCUGACCACAGCAACCCUGCCUGGAGGGCGGCACCCAAAGCCCGCAGGCCCCGGCAGCCCCACGAGGAGGGAAGCUGUGGCCACACAGAACUAUGCCCCAGACAAGCCCUUAGACCUCUCAGAGCGGGGCCGGGGCCGGGACGCCCCCAAGCCUGCCAACCAGCCUGGGUCACUCAGCCCCACGACUGCCCACACUCCCAGCCCCGAGCCAUCCCCCCAGGUGGGACCCCUGACUCACAGCCCCUGGGCACUCAGCAAUGGCAUCAAGGAGACCAGAGCACUGGAGCCCGAAGAGCCCCCCACUCCCACGGAUCCCUCACAUCCCCUCCCAGGGCGCCACCCCAGGCUGUCCUCUCUAAGCAGGACAGGAGGUGAGGUCAGAGGGAGGCUACAGCCAUCCCCCCACCCACAGAGGCCUGACGCCAGUGGCCCCCCAGAGCCCAGACAGGCCGAAACACAGAGGCCAGAGUCGGAUGAUCUAGAUGAGCCAGACACCUCGGACAGUGAGGAGGGUCCCAGCUCCGAGGCGGGUGCCAAGCCAAGCAUGCCAGGUGAGGGGCCCAGGUGUUUCUGCCCCAAGGAGCCCAGGCAGACCAUGCAGCAGAAGAGGAAGCAGGCCUCAGACCCGGGGGGCAAAGCCUCCAAGAAGCCAUCCCGAGGGAGAAGGAAACUAAGGGAGCCCCUAACAGCAGCUGAGGGGUCUGGGAGCCCCAGGGAUGCCGAGGAUCGCAGCCCCUCACCAGGCAACAGCAGCUGGGAGGAGACCUAGCCAGGCCAGCAAAGGGACACCACGGCUUAUGGGGAGGCGGAGGUUGCGCCACCAAACCAACAGACAGCCCCGCACAGCUGCGUGGCCUGGGAAGGCUGAGACGGCUCUCUGGCUGGUGUUUCAUCCCCUGCAUCUGCACCGUCCUGGAAAUGCCCUGCUGGCCCUGCUGUCGGAGUGAGCAGGACUGAAGCCAUGUUGGGACCUAA
Galeopterus variegatus (Sunda flying lemur) is the source of this 2189-nucleotide messenger RNA. RefSeq names its product RBBP8 N-terminal like (gene RBBP8NL). Gene Ontology annotation, molecular function: single-stranded DNA binding; flap-structured DNA binding; damaged DNA binding. Lineage: Eukaryota; Metazoa; Chordata; Mammalia; Dermoptera; Cynocephalidae. The record is from RefSeq and is a predicted model, not a curated record. Gene Ontology annotation, cellular component: site of double-strand break. The transcript is spliced from 13 exons. Gene Ontology annotation, biological process: DNA double-strand break processing involved in repair via single-strand annealing; double-strand break repair via homologous recombination. Bases 1 to 1983 code for a protein of 660 amino acids.